Myxozyma melibiosi is the source of this 3180-nucleotide messenger RNA. RefSeq lists its product as uncharacterized. Gene Ontology annotation, cellular component: mating projection tip. Lineage: Eukaryota; Fungi; Ascomycota; Lipomycetes; Lipomycetales; Lipomycetaceae. The transcript is spliced from 2 exons. Bases 455 to 2779 code for a protein of 774 amino acids. The record is from RefSeq and is a predicted model, not a curated record.
UUGAUGAUUUGGAGUGGUGCGAAAGAGUCUUUAAUGGGAGAUAAUGUGGUGGUUCACUGCGAUGGUUCUUGACAUUGCAGCUACAAAUAACAUGAUCUCAACAGACGCGACUUAAUCCUGAAUGAUGUCGAUGAUGUCAGUGCUAUUUGUGGUAUCCAUCCACAAACCACAAACCAGCUCUCCGUCUCCUCCGUCAGAUCUGUCGAGCGGCAUCUCUGAUUUGAGUGCACCAGAACCCCGUGCAACCCCGCGCUUCUAGAAGAGCGCCGUCUCCAAACCAUGGACGACACCACCCGAAUACUGAUCAAUUUGGGGUCCUCUUUUGUUUCAUCUUUGCUAUAUUUACACCAAAGUACAGUACAGCAGCUGAUGCUCGUCCAUAAAAGACGCAAGAGAUGCGCUGCGGUCCUGCCUGAUAGCCUGACAGCAUCUUGCUAUCAGAUAUUCCGCCGAGAUGGACGCCGCGAGACGAUACUGGAAUAACUGGACCUACCCCACUCUCGAUGAAGCUUCGCCAUCAUCACCUCCUCCUUCUUUUUCCGAGUCUCAAAAGCGUUCCCCGCCUAAUGUUACGCUUCCGACAUAUCAGCCGGUUCGCUGGACUGAUCUACAUCCCCAAGAUGACUCUCGUCGCCCGCCUCCCAAUUUCCCUGACGGCUCUGGUCCGACGCCAUAUCUGGGACCUCGGGAUAGAUUGUCUCUUGCGUGGGUGAACAGGUGGACAAUAAUCUGUUUGCUGGUACUCGUGAAGUUGAUGAUUUCCUCAAACUCGAUGGAGAGUAGUCUUGAUUCAGCCAGGUCAGAGACCUUGACAGCCUGUGGGAAGGUCGAGGUCGCAGGCAGCUCUUUGAUUUCAAUGCCGUAUUACGUAUCAAGUGGUGCGAAUGCUCUCGUGGCGUCUGGCGUGGAGACGGCUGUGUCAGCUCUUGUUGACGCGCUGGAUCUAAUCAUUGUUGCUGUGGAGGAGAUCGUGGUCUUUGCUAUCGAGUUGGCUACUUCGACGUAUACCUGUCUUAUCACGAUGGCGGUCACCGGAGUAGUCGACAACGUGCUGAACGCGACAGAGUCGAUAGUCGACUUUGUAAACAGCACAGCCGUGGCGUUCAACUCUGACCUCAGCAAUGUAAUCGACACUUUCAACAGCGCGCUCGCAAACGUCGAAAAGGGAAUCGAGGCCGUUGCCGAUUUGUUUACGGACAACUCGACAGACUUUCCGGUGUUGUCGAUUCCAAAGUUCAACAUCUCGAUCUCGACUUCGAUAAAUUCGAAACUGCAGAGCUUGGAAGAUGAUAUGCCUACGUUCACCGACGUGCAGAAUGCGACUGAAUAUGCCAUCAGAUAUCCGUUUACGAAACUCAGAUCUGUAGUCAACUCUUCAUACUCGGAGUAUUCCUUUGAUCGAUCUAUUCUACCCGUACCGAGCAAAGAAUCUUUAGCGAUAUGCAAAGACGACUCAGCAAUCAACGACUUCUUUGACGAACUCAUCGCGUUAGUGAAGAAGCUUUCCAAAGCGGCCAUGAUUGUUCUCAUCAUAUUCGCCCUCCUCGCCAUAAUAAUCAUGGGAUAUCUUGACCUACUUCAAUGGCGAUCUCUGCGCAAGAGAGUAUUCACGCUGACCAGAGCGCUUCAGCGAACCGACAAGAACCUAGAUCCUAUCGACAGUUUCCAAGUCGCAUCUAGUCAUUUCGCGCACUAUUUCGGCCUGCUCGUCACUCGACCAGUACAGUCACUCAAAACCCAGGCCGCGAUCCGAUGGCUCAUUGCGUACAUCACCUAUCCGCCAGCUCUCGUCGCGCUCAGUCUAGCGGUCGCCAGUAUCGUGGGCGCGAUCAUCCAGUCAUGUAUUCUCGCGCAGGUCGAAGCGAGAUCUCCGACGCUUGUGUCCUCGUUUGGUAAUCUGACGGAUCAAGUGGUGGCGGUCAUCGAAAACAAGGGCGUCGAAUGGGCGAACGGAACAAACGAAGCGUUGGCAUCGUCCGAGACUGACAUCAACGACGAUCUGUUUGGCUGGGUUUUGGACGCAACGAGUAGCGUUAACAACACGCUAAACACGUUUGUCGACGAGAUGACUUCUACUUUAAGUGACGUUUUUGGAGGUACACCGCUGUACGAUCCCAUUCUGGAUGUGCUGAACUGUCUCUUGCUUUUGAAGAUUCAGGGAAUUGAGUCUGGAUUGACGUGGGCGUACGAUCAUGCGCAUAUCAGUCUUCCUCGAUUCAACGAGAGCGUCAUCAUCGAUGCUUUUGCGUCGACAAAUAUGACCAACAGCACGUCAAAAGCCGUAUCCUCAUCACCAUCAUCGUCUUCAAACAAACUGGUGAGCUCAGACGUCUCAGAAUUGGCAGCAGAGACCACCGACACCGUUCUCUCCGCACUCAAGAAAGUAGAAGCCGCUUACCGAUCCGGCAUCAAACUCGAGUACACCUUUGGCUAUUCACUAUUCGCACUCUGGGGAUUAAUCGUACUCGUCGCCGCCGUCCGCGUGGCAAAGAUGAAGUACACCGACUACAAGCAGCAAAGGCAGCAGCGAGAAGACGAACACAGACGGGACAUGCUACUAACGAAUCCAAACAUCGUCCUCGACGCUACGAAUUUCCAACACAUCGUCGUCCACCCUCGACCGACUGAAGUCCGCACACAGCACAAGCAGCGCAGACAGAGUCAUUUUGAUGUGCCGCUGCCGGUGGCGAAGCCUAGUGCAAGCAGCAGAGAACGAGCGCGGCCGCGAAGCGCGAGUAGUAGUGACUGCAGCUCGACAAAGUCGAGGACGAUUUACUGAUUAUGUAGUAUCUGAAUCGAUUUUUUUUGCUCUGAUUUUAUAGUACGUAGUCAGAUCAUAGGUAGAAGAGGGAACUGCAUCGACUCUGAUUAGGAAGAACACGCAAACGGUCUAUAGUGGUAAUAAACGCGGGGACUAAAUAAAUGGGAUUCAAAACAUCAAACCAGAAAAAAAGAACAUGUAAAAGAAACGAAUGCUGUUAAAGGGAAUUAUAAUAGUUACAAAAAAAGGGAGACAGUGGUCAAAACAGGAAGAAAGAGUACAAUUACAGAAGUUGCAAAGAUAGGAAAAAAAAACAGAAACAAAGAAAGAUCAAACUUCACCAAAUGUCGUCAAAAGAUGCACGCUUAUGGACCAUCACACACUGGAAAGCAGCUGCCCCCAAGUUCCUUUAACCAAGC